CAUUGCAGCCGCAGCGACAAAAAGGCUUUGUAUCCCUUCCCUCCCUUUCUUCCCUCUUCUUCCCAUUGUUAUUCUCUGUGUUUGACUUGUUUCGAAACGUAGAACCAUCGAAACCGUCUUCCGGUGCUGCGGUUGCCUGUCGCCACUUGAAAAAUUGCUUUGUCUCUCUGUUUAUUUCUAAUACCAUAAGAAAAAGGAGAGAAGAGCAACAAACAUGGCGGCUCAUGGAGGAAAGAUGAAGUCGGUUUCCAUUAACGGUGUGAAGAUGUAUACGAUUUCUUCCCAUCAACGCUCCGUUGCUGCCUGGCUUUCUCCCAAGAAGCAACGAUCCCUCCGCAAAGACAAAAAUUAUACGGAGAGGUUGGAGUUGAUUCAGGAUUUGAGAUUCGAAACUGCUACCUCGAAAAUCAAGAUAACACCUGAUGGGGAGUACCUUAUUGCGUCAGGUAUAUAUCCUCCACAAGUGAAAGUAUAUGAACUUAGGCAAUUUUCAAUGAAGUUUGAGAGGCACCUCGAUUCCGAAAUAAUUGAUUUUCAGAUAUUGGAUGAGGACUAUUCCAAACUUGCAUUCCUAUGUGCUGAUCGUUCUGUUAAUUUACAUGCAAAAUAUGGGAAGCACUACAGUCUGCGGAUUCCAAGGAUGGGAAGAGAUAUUGCAUAUGAUUGCUGGUCUUGUGACUUGCUUUGUGCUGCUUCAUCUCCAGAUCUAUAUCGAAUUAAUUUAGAACAGGGGCGGUUCCUAUCUUCUCUUAACACUCAAUCUCCAGCACUAAAUGUGGUUUCUAGAAGCAAGUUUCAUGGCUUAGUUGCUUGUGGGGGUGAGGAUGGUGCUGUUCAAUGUUUCGACAUGAGAAUGAAAACUUCAAUUGGCAGAAUAAAUGCUGUUUCUCCUGCUGGUGAUGCAGAGGAGGAAGUUACUGCAAUUGGGUUUGACGAGAGUGGAGGUUUCCUCAUGGGUGUUGGAAGCAGUGCAGGAAAGGUGCUAAUCUAUGACUUACGUUCUUCAUCUCCUAUCCGAGUUAAGGAUCACAUGUAUGGCAGCCCAAUAUUGGAUAUUAAGUGGCAUAAUACUCUGAACUUUGACCAACCAAAAUUAAUUACCACAGAUACUCAUAUUGUUAAAAUAUGGGAUCCUGAGACGGGAGAAGGAAUGACCAGCAUUGAACCAACAGCUGGGGCAAUCAAUGAUAUAUGUGUGUUCAAUGAUAGUGGGCUGAUGUUGCUGGCUUUGGAUGCUAGCCAGAUUCCUGCUUAUUUCAUACCUGCUUUGGGACCUGUUCCCAAGUGGUGUUCUUCGCUGGAAUCUCUUACGGAAGAGCUUGAGGAGGGUGGACAAACAAGCAUAUAUGACAACUAUAAAUUUUUAACAAAAGAGGAUCUUGAGAAGUUGAAUUUGACAAAUCUAAUUGGGACCAAUCUUCUGCGAGCCUACAUGCACGGGUUCUUUAUUGACUUUCGUUUGUACAAAAAGGCAAAAGCAUUGGCAGAUCCUUUUGCAUAUGAAACUUACAUAGAGCAGCGAAAACAAGAGAAACUGGAGGCUGAACGUCGCAACCGUAUUACGAUGAAGAGGAAAAUACCCAAGGUUAAGGUUAAUCAAGAACUUGCAGAGCGGAUCGUGGAGAAUGAAGAGGCUGAAAACACAAAGAAAGACAUUGACGAUAACGAGAGUAAGAAAACUUCGAAGAAGAAGAAGAAAGGUGCUUUUAGCACUGAAAUAUUUAAAGAUGAGCGAUUUGCACAAAUGUUUGAAAAUAAGGAAUAUGAAAUCGACGAGCAAUCACAAGAGUAUCUUGCUUUACAUCCUAUGGCUUCCAAGAAGCAACCGUCAAUGGUUGAGGAACAUUUCGAACCUGUUGUGGAAAACGAUGAUCAGAGUUCGAGUGAUUCCGAUGCUUCAGAAGCAUAUCAAUCAUCUGAAGAUUUGGGUGUCAAUCAUAAAACAAAGAAGUCACGAGGUCCUAGAAUGUAUGAAGUUAAAGAUGAGCGGCACGCGGAAGCAUUUUGGAACAACAUUUCACUUGCAAAGGAAGAUUCACUUCCUAUGGGGGAGAGAGUGAAGGCUCUCCAAGAUGACCAGUUUUCAGGUUUACCAAAUCACGUGAAGUUGGGGCCGGGAGGGUCACGACAAAUUUCCUUCAUCACUAAAAGUUGUGCCAAAUACAAGGAGGAUGAUGAUGACAGAAUGACCAGACACGAAAAGAGAGGAGUUCAAUCAUUAGGGCUGAAGCCAGAUAGAUCAACGUUCACAGGCCGAGGCCGAGGCCGAGGCCGAGGCAGGGGUGGAGGCAGAGGCGGAGGGCGUGGGAGAGGAAGGAGAGGCAGAAGGUAAUCAUGUCUUUGCAUUUAGAUAUUUGCUCAAUUUUCAGGUCAGGAUCCUACCUGCUUAUGCCGCCAUAUCCAUAUAUGGUUUUUGUUGUAUUUAUUUCUAGGGUUAUGCAUUUUUUUCUUAUGGAGAAGCAAAAUUUUGUUUGUUACCCUUAGUUAAAAAGCUCAAAUGUUCUUUUGGUAGAUUAUACAAAUAUUGCUAAACAAUAUUUCUCCCUUCAUUAUUGGUUUUGGUUUUUGCAA
Molecule: messenger RNA, 2571 nt
Organism: Gossypium raimondii (Peruvian cotton)
Lineage: Eukaryota; Viridiplantae; Streptophyta; Magnoliopsida; Malvales; Malvaceae
Exons: 16
Coding region: 215-2332 (705 amino acids)
Biological process (GO): maturation of SSU-rRNA from tricistronic rRNA transcript (SSU-rRNA, 5.8S rRNA, LSU-rRNA)
Cellular component (GO): 90S preribosome; small-subunit processome; nucleolus
Molecular function (GO): protein binding
Source: RefSeq, a predicted model, not a curated record